CACCCUCUAUAUAAGAUGCGCCCUGCGGGUUUCGGCUUAUGACGCGCCAGCAUUUAUCUUGCAAACAUAGCAAGUCUGACAGCACAACUCGUCAUUUAAAAAAUGGAUUUUUCUCCUGCUGUCUCGUCUCCCAGGCUGCUUCUGCGGCGCUUCAUCAGCACCAUCUACUGCAUUUUUGAGAUCGCCUUUUCAAAACUCACUUACUGGACAACAGGAGCCUGCAAGGGAACAAACUCAUUCGUUGCUGGUGAUAAACUGGACCAAAACAAAGACCAAAAUCCAAUGAUCCCAACGAGCGUCAACUACCACUUUACGCGCAAAUGUAAUUAUAGAUGUGGAUUUUGUUUCCACACUGCAAAAACGUCCUUCGUCCUGCCCCUGGAGGAAGCUAAGACGGGGCUUAAACUUCUAAAGGAAUCAGGGAUGGAAAAGAUCAACUUCUCUGGCGGAGAGCCCUUCCUGCAUAAUAAGGGAGAGUUUGUGGGGAAAUUGGUCCAGUACUGCAAACAGGACCUUCAGCUCCCAAGUGUCAGCAUUGUCAGCAAUGGAAGCAUGAUCAAAGAAGAAUGGUUCCAGAAAUAUGGUAUCUAUCUGGACAUUCUAGCUAUCUCCUGUGACAGCUUUGAUGAAGCAACCAACCAGCUGAUUGGCAGAACUCAAGGCAGGAAGAGCCACCUUGACAACCUCUUCAAGAUCUGCAGCUGGUGCAAGGAGUAUAAAGUGGCACUGAAAAUCAACUCCGUCAUCAACAUCUUCAACUAUGACGAAGACAUGACACAGCAAAUCAAUUUGAUUAAUCCUGUCCGCUGGAAGGUCUUUCAGUGCCUGCUGAUUGACGGGGAAAACGCAGGCGAGACAGCCCUGAGAGAGGCAGAGAGGUUUGUCAUCAGUGAUCAGCAGUUUCAGGAGUUUCUGGACAGACACAGCAGCGUCUCUUGCCUUGUUCCUGAGUCUAAUGAGAAGAUGAGGAACUCCUAUCUGAUCCUGGAUGAAUAUAUGCGUUUCCUGGACUGUCGAGGGGGACGGAAGGAUCCUUCCAAAUCCAUCCUUGAUGUUGGAGUAAAGGAGGCGAUUCGCUUCAGCGGCUUCGAUGAAAAGAUGUUUCUAAAAAGAGGGGGAAAGUAUGUGUGGAGCAAAGCUGAUAUGAAGCUAGAGUGGUAAAAUGAUUCUUCAGCUUGUGUUUGAUGCUCCUUUGCUAAGUGUUUGCAUUGAUAUGCUCUACAGUAUGAUCAUUUUGCACUAGGAAUGUAAAUAUUCAGAUAUAUCUAGGCGUGUGUGUGUGUUCUGGAGGGGGGGGGGGGGUUAU
Molecule: messenger RNA, 1306 nt
Organism: Haplochromis burtoni (Burton's mouthbrooder)
Lineage: Eukaryota; Metazoa; Chordata; Actinopteri; Cichliformes; Cichlidae
Gene: rsad2
Product: radical S-adenosyl methionine domain containing 2
Exons: 6
Coding region: 103-1161 (352 amino acids)
Biological process (GO): positive regulation of immune response; defense response to virus
Cellular component (GO): endoplasmic reticulum membrane; mitochondrion; endoplasmic reticulum
Molecular function (GO): 4 iron, 4 sulfur cluster binding; catalytic activity
Source: RefSeq, a predicted model, not a curated record